AUGAUCGGGUAUGAAAAAGAGCUUCCCAGAAAGGCAGAGUCUCUUAGAGCAUGGGUUCCCAAAGUGGGGGUCAGGAGAUGGGGGUCGUGGGAUGCAGAGGCUGAUAGUUGCACUGAACUGACCGUCAUCCUCAAGAAGUACUACCUCUGCCCUAUGUACGCCCUGGAGUUUACCUUGGGUUUCCUGGGCAACCUAGUGGUCGUCCUGGGUUACCCGCUGUGCCUGCAGGAAUGGCGGAGUACCAACGUCUACCUGUACAACCUGGCGGUGUCCGACAUCAUCUGUGUGUGCGCUCUGCCGCGCCUCUCCUACCUGUACGCCAACGACAUGACGGAGACAUCGUCCGUCAGCUGUGUUCUCAACCGCUACAUCCUCUUCGUCAACAUGUACGCCAGCAUCCUCUUCAUGGCUCUGGUCAGCCUGGACCGCUACCUGCUGCUCCUCCAUCCGCAGCGCACCAACACACUGCUCUCUCUCCGAGGAGCUGUCUCGGCCUGCCUGGUCACCUGGGUCGCCGUCCAUCUCAUGAUUAGCCCCCUUCUCCACUACACGGUCAGGAGCCUGGCGGACAACAACUACACGGUGUGCAUGGACUUCGCGAGUAUGUCGAAGACCUGGGGGUUCCUGGGCUACAGUCUGAGUCUGACAUGUUGUGGGUACGUCCUGCCCCUGGUGUCUCUCUUUGUGUCUACGCACAAGAUUGCCUCGUUGCUGAGGGUGUUUGUGCAACGGGUGAAGUCUUUCAGGAGGCCCUUGCGUAUCGUGCAGGUGGCAGCAUAUAUGUUCCUGCUGCUAAACCUGCCCUACUACGUCAUGAAGAAUGUGAGGAUCCUGUCGCGACUCGUAGCUGGGCUGUCAGACUGUGCCAUUGUCCGAAUUGAAGCCUUGUACAUUGUGACGAGGCCAAUGGCUUACAUGCACACUGUCAUCGACCCUGUGUUCUACUUUCUUAUGACGGAGCGUUUCCGUGAGCUGUUGCUGGCCAGGUUUCACCUGCUGAGAAGAAUCAUAAGGUCAUCCAUCCAGACCACGGAACAGUAG
This is a messenger RNA of Alosa alosa (allis shad), 1041 nucleotides long. RefSeq names its product succinate receptor 1-like. Gene Ontology annotation, biological process: G protein-coupled receptor signaling pathway. Gene Ontology annotation, cellular component: plasma membrane. NCBI's taxonomy places the organism in Eukaryota, Metazoa, Chordata, Actinopteri, Clupeiformes, Clupeidae. Gene Ontology annotation, molecular function: G protein-coupled receptor activity. The record is from RefSeq and is a predicted model, not a curated record.